AUGACUUUGAAGGAGGUUGGAUCAGAUGUUCAACAACUCAAAGGAUCUUAUGAUAAACUUAGUACAGAGGUGUCUGAUGUUCGUGGUGCGGUUAAUAAACUGUCCAAACAAUUCGAAACUCUACUCAAGUUUUUAGAAAAGCCUCAACACACUCCUGAGAGAGAAGCUGGAUCUCAUUCAAAAGCUAAUGAGACUCACUCCGUUCCACCUCCAUUUUACACUAACCCUCACUAUCGAGUUCCUAAACUCGAUUUUUCACGAUUUGACGGUGAUAAUCCGAGGGGAUGGAUUCAAAAAAGCGAAAGAUACUUUAAGCUGAAUGGAAUCGAGGACCAUAUGAAGGUAAAUAUUGUUGCAAUUUACUUGGAAGGUAAAUCUGAAAAGUGGUUUUUAAAUUUUCAGGUCAAUCGACCUUGUAUUUCUUGGCCGGAUUUAUCUACUCAUUUAAUUACUAGAUUUGAAAAUCCAAUUGAAGAAAAUUUUGUGGUUAGCUUCAAUAAAUUAGUUCAACUCUCUAUUGUGGAUGAUUAUUAUGAAGCAUUUGAGUCUUUAAAAGCAUUAAUGUUAAACAUGAAUCCUACUCUUACUGAGGAUUAUUUUGUUAUGAGUUUUUUGAGUGGUCUCAAGGAGGAGAUUGGUAAGUCUGUGUCCAUGUUUCAACCUGAAACACUUACUGAGGAUUUUUCACUAGCUAGACUUCAGGAGCAGAAGGUCAAUCUAGCUGCUUCAAACACCAAACAGUUUACUAGAUCUUUCCAUACCUCUUAUUCUUCAAACAGACAAUAUUCUUCACCCUCAUUCCCACCUAAACCCAUUUUAACUUCACCCAAAUCCACACCUCCAACACCAAAAUCUUUUUUCACCCCUCAGUCCAAGCCUUCCACUACAAGCCCCACAAUUAAAAGACUCACUCCUGAGGAGAUGCAAAAAAGAAGAGAUCAAGGGCUUUGUUAUAAUUGUGAUGUUGUUUACAAACCAGGCCACCUUUGCAAAGGGAAACAAAAGAUAUUCAUGUUACAGAUGGAGCCUUCUGACUCACAAGAGACCGAGGAAGAUGAUGAUGUUUUUGAGGAAGCUGUGGAAUCACCAGUUCACUUUGACAUGGAGAUUUCAUUACAUGUUCUUACAGGUAGUACCACUAGCUUUAUAGACGGUACUUUAGCUGCUAAAAUCCAUUGCACUAUCAAUCAAACUGCUCUUAUGAUGGUGACUGUAGCCAAUGGUGACAAAACUGUGAGUGUUGGUAUAUGUCCUAAACUGCAAUGGAGUAUGCAGGGCCAUAAAUUUUCUAAAUAUUUGAGAACCUUACCUUUAGGGGGCUGUCAUAUUGUGCUUGGAGCUGACUGGCUCAGAAAAUUGGGUGAGGUGCUAUUUAACUUCUCUAAGUUGAGUAUUUCUUUCAAGCACCAUAACAAGAGAAUUAUAUUACAAGGUGCUCCUCCAUCCACUUCCUUACUCAUGGAACCUACCAAACUUCCACCUCAAAGAAGUUUGGAUCACAAAAUUCCAUUGCAACCAUUUUUAACACCAGUUAACCAAAGAGCUUAUAAGUUCCCAUACAUUCAAAAAUCUAUAGUUGAACAGCUUGUGAAAGACAUGCUUAACACUGGUAUAAUUCAACCUAGACACAAUCCAUUUGCUUCCCCCAUUCUAUUGGUCAAAAAGAAGGAUAACUCUUGGAGAUUCUGUGUUGAUUACAGAAAACUCAAUAGCAUCACCAUUAAAGAAAAAUUCCCCAUUCCAAUUGUGGAUGAAUUAUUAGAUGAGUUAAAAGGUGUCAUUAUUUUCACCAAGAUUGACCUUAGAGCUGGUUAUCAUCAGAUUAGAGCUCAUGAUUUGGACAUAUUCAAAACAGCUUUUAGAACUCAUCAAGGGCUUUAUGAGUUCAAGGUCAUGCCAUUUGGCCUGAAAAAUGCACCUGCUACCUUCCAGGCUCUAAUGAAUGAGAUUUUUUAG
Papaver somniferum (opium poppy) is the source of this 1956-nucleotide messenger RNA. RefSeq lists its product as uncharacterized. The transcript has 3 exons. The record is from RefSeq and is a predicted model, not a curated record. The coding region runs from base 1 to 1956 and encodes 651 amino acids. NCBI's taxonomy places the organism in Eukaryota, Viridiplantae, Streptophyta, Magnoliopsida, Ranunculales, Papaveraceae.